AUGCAGGCACAUUUUGCCGGCAUGUUCGUGGUCAAACUCAGCCGGAAGGGCUCCGACCCUCUUGGCGUGGAGUUCGACAAGAUGGAUCCCGAGAAUCUGAUGGUGGUGAAGCUGACGGGACCUGGCCUUUUCCACACCUACAACGAGACUGCCGACGACGAGAAGAUGGUUUGCCCUGGAGACAAGAUCAAACGGGUAAACGGUCAGGAGGCGCCGGCAGAAGAGUUGAUCGCCUUGCUUGAGAAAGACCGAAAGUUAACCAUCGUCCUGCAGCACUGCCAGGAGUCAGAGCACUACAUUGAAAAGAAAGGGAGGUCGCUCGGCUUGGAGCUGGCGGUCUCCGAAAAGGCUACAUGCUUGACCGUGCAGCGGAUCGAGGCCAAUGGGCUCGUCGCUGUGUCGAAUCAGGCUGGAAAAGACCGGCAGAUAAGAGUUCACGACAAGAUCAUUGCCGUUGACGGCGAGCGUGGAACGGCACCAGAGCUGAUGCGAAAAAUGAAGGAGCGAGAUGUUGUCAUCCUCAGCGUGUUUUCCUGGGACGCAUAG
Messenger RNA from Symbiodinium sp. CCMP2592, 546 nucleotides. Lineage: Eukaryota; Dinophyceae; Suessiales; Symbiodiniaceae. The record is from the annotation of a GenBank genome assembly.